AGAGGAGAUGGGUAAUGGGUAAUGGUGGUGAUGGUUGUUAGUUACUACUUCAUUUUCAAUUAACGUGUACCCCACACAGAGAGAGAGAGAGAGAGAGAGAGAGAGAGCUUUGGGUAGCAGCAAAAGGGGAUGGGAAGCAGGAGUUGGUGGGGAUGAGAGCGAUGCUCUCUCACAACAAACAUCCCAACACACCUCAUCAUCACUCCCCGCACACACACAACACACACACAUACACAUUUCUCAUUUCCGUUUGCUUUUUUCCAUUUCUUUUCUCAUCCAUCAUUCUCACUCCUCUCCUCCCCCUUCAAGGCAUUACCAGAGGCUCAUUCUCUCUCUACACUCAGAUUGCGAUUUAUUUGUGAUAGAAGAAACUGGAUGAAGAAGCUAAUAACCAUAUCAUGAGGAUUCAUAAUUUUGUUUCGGUUUCCAAGAAGCUUCUCUCCUCCCCAUUGUCUUAAUUUCUCUUCGGCCACUCUCAGAGAUCUGUUAAGCACCCAAAAGUUUAAUCCCCCAAUUACUGGUUGCCACCAUGGGUUCAAGAUUCCCAUCUCAUCAGCUUAGCAAUGGCCUCUAUGUUUCAGGCCGACCUGAACAAUUAAAGGAGAGGCAACCCACCAUGACCUCCUCUGCCAUGCCUUACACUGGAGGUGACAUCAAGAAAUCAGGAGAACUAGGGAAAAUGUUCGAUAUACCCGUUGAUAAUUCAAAAUCAAAGAAAUCAGGUCCUAUCUCCAAUGCCCCAUCAAGAACUGGAUCAUUUGGGGUUGCUGCAUCUCAUCACUCAGGACCCAUAUCCAAUUCCACUGGUUCUCGCUCUGCUUUCUCCACUUCAGGCCCUCUCUUGUCAGCUUCUCUCUCGAACUCAGUUCCAUCGAGACAAAAAUCGAAUUCGGGGCCUCUUAACAGACACGGAGACUCUGUUAAAAAGACUUCGGGCUCACUAUCUCGUCAAAAUUCAGGCCCCCAACCACCUGUUCUUCCUACAACUGGACUAAUCACUUCGGGUCCAAUUUCUUCGGGGCCCCUCAACUCUUCAGGGGCACCUCGAAAGGUAUCGGGCCCUUUAGAAUCCAUGGGUUCCAUGAAGCUCCAAUCUUUGUCGGUUGCUAACCAGGCAGUCACUAAUUUGAGUAAUGAAGAAGAUUAUUCAUUCAUGGGUAAUAUUCCAAAGCUUAUCCUAUGGUUGGUUAGCUUGCUAUUUGUGAUGGGGUUCAUAGCUGGUGGAUUUUUUCUUGGUGCUGUGCACAAUGCUGUCUUGCUCAUUGUUGUUGUGGUGCUCUUCACUUUUGUGGCUGCGCUUUUCACUUGGAAUACUUGUUGGGGGAGGAGAGCUGUGACUGGUUUCCUUGGUGGUUAUCCUGAUGCUGAGCUCAGGACCGCAAAAGAUGGUCAAUAUGUGAAGGUUUCAGGGGUAUGGGUUCCCAAUUCCUUAAUUUUUGUUAUUAUUAUGGUAAAAAACAUGUGAGGAUAUGUUAAUCUUUGUAUGCUGACCCUUUUAAAUCUUACACAUAGUAAACCAUGUGUUCGGCUAAGGUCUCCAAAUUUUGGGAAACAUGUGUUUAAUUGAUUAGUAAAAAAAAAAAGGACUUUAAUUCUCUUUGUGGCUUUUGAAAUCCUGGAUUUGAGUUAUAUUUUAAGGGCAAGUAUGCUUUAGGCCAGUGGCCUACAGAAACCAUAUCUGAUGGUCUCAUGUCCAUCCAAUGAAAGGUCCCUAGGAUGGGUGAUCAGGGUGGUGGGGUUCCACAGU
Amborella trichopoda is the source of this 1747-nucleotide messenger RNA. NCBI's taxonomy places the organism in Eukaryota, Viridiplantae, Streptophyta, Magnoliopsida, Amborellales, Amborellaceae. The record is from RefSeq and is a predicted model, not a curated record.